Messenger RNA from Cynara cardunculus var. scolymus (artichoke), 2415 nucleotides. RefSeq lists its product as uncharacterized. Gene Ontology annotation, biological process: positive regulation of growth. Lineage: Eukaryota; Viridiplantae; Streptophyta; Magnoliopsida; Asterales; Asteraceae. The record is from RefSeq and is a predicted model, not a curated record. The coding region runs from base 378 to 2261 and encodes 627 amino acids. The transcript has 12 exons.
GGAAAGCAGACGACUUUCUUCAUCUAAACCACGGUCAAACCCUACUCCCCUCUUUUCUGAAUUCUGAUCCACUCUUCUUCCAAUUUACCCUUUUCGUUCUUGCUUCUUCAACUUCCUUUUCAUCAAUCUCAUUUUCACAACAACUAGAUCCCAUUUCCCCAAUCUGCAAGCAAGAAACACCUAAAUCAACGCGUUUCUCUAUCGUCUUCCCACUUGCAAUCAUAGUCUCAUACUCACGGAUCCUGAUUCGCAUCUUCUUUUCUUUAUAUGGCUUCUGAUUCAUUCCUUUUCGUCAAUUGUUGUGAGCUAUGGAUUUGGUUUGUUAGAUUAUCUGGGUGAACACAAUUAAACGGAUCUUUCAAUUUUGGGUGUUUAAAAUGGGAGGAGUAUGUACCGGUGGGACGUUGAAGCGGAGCACGGCGGCGGAUUACGGCAAUGAUAAGGGUAGUGUGGAGUUUUCAGGGAAGCUGAGGUCGGUCAAGAGCUUUAGUAAUCAUCAUCAGCAGCAGCAGCAGAAGAAGAAUGAUUAUAAUGAUGGUAAUGGUAAUGGUAAUGAUGAUUCAAUCUUAUCUUCUUCUUACACACAAGAUGAUGAUCUGUAUCAUAGGAAAACGACAUCGUACGAUUCCGGUGAACUGUUCUUCUCGAUUUCAAGAGAAUUGAAACCCUCCACCCCUGCUAGGGUUGGGGCUAGCAAGGCACCUCAUGUAAGCACGUUUCUUGGUAAAGCUGGUAGCGUAGGUCUUGAGGUCUUGGACACUCUUGGAAGCAGUAUGUCAAAUUUGAAUUCUCACAGUGGAUUUGUAUCUAAUACGGCUUUAAGGGGGAAUAAAGUAUCUAUUUUGGCAUUUGAAGUAGCUAAUACUAUUGUCAAGGGUUCCAAUUUGAUGCAAUCCCUUUCGGAAGAAAACAUCCAGAUCCUUAAAAAGGAGAUUUUGCAUUCAGAAGGGGUGCAGUUGUUGGUUUCUACGGAUAUGAAGGAGUUAUUAUGUAUUGCAGCUGCUGACAAGAGAGAGGAAUUUGAAAUUUUCUCGAGAGAGGUGGUGAGAUUUGGAGAUAUGUGCAAGGAUCCACAAUGGCAUAAUCUGGAUCGUUUCUUCGUCAGAUUGGAUCUGGAUCCUGUAACAAACAAACAACUUAGAGAGGAGGCUGAAAUUACAAUGCAAGAACUUGCAAAUCUGGCUCAGCAUACUUCUGAAUUGUACCAUGAGUAUCAUGCUUUGGACAGAUUUGAACAAGAUUAUCGGCGUAAGCUUGAGGAAGUUGAAUCUUUGCAUCUUCCUCGAAAAGGAGAGAGUUUGAUGAUAUUACAAAGUGAGCUAAAGCAUCAAAGAAAACUUGUGAGGAACUUGAAAAAGAAAUCUCUUUGGUCCAAAAGUUUGGAGGAGGUUGUGGAGAAACUUGUAGAUGUUGUCACCUUCAUUCAUCAAGCAAUAGCCGAGGCUUUUGAAGAGAACGCUACAAGUUCAACAAUGAAUGGCAAGGAUCCUAAUAAGAAACGUGAAAGACUAGGCGUCGCUGGUCUUGCUUUACACUAUGCCAACUUAAUCACUCAAAUGGACAACAUUGCAUCUCGUCCUACCUCCUUGCCUCCUAAUAUGAGGGACACAUUAUACAACGGUUUACCAGCCAGUGUGAGGGCUGGUUUACGUUCUCGCGUACAAGCUCUUGAUUCCAAAGAAGUGAUGACAAUGCCUCAAAUUAAAGCGGAGAUGGAAAAAAUUCUUCAUUGGCUCGUUCCUGUAGCUACCGAUACCACCAAAGCUCAUCAAGGUUUCGGGUGGGUCGGAGAGUGGGCAAACACUGGAAACGAGUUUGGGAAAAAGACAGCAGGUAGUAACAACAUUAUUCGGCUGCAAACACUGUAUCAUGCCGAUAAACAAAAGAUGGAUCGAUAUAUUCUCGACUUGAUCAUCUGGCUUCACCGUCUGAUUAGCCUGGUGCGAUAUAGAGACAACAUACCCAAAUACACACCUUCUCGAUCUCCUCCAACUUCAAAGACGUUAAAUCUGCACUCCAAUGGUAAACACAAAAGGAUAGAGAUUUCUUCGGAGGACAAGAAUCUUCUGGAAGAAGUUCCGAAACGGAGAACAUUGGUUCCGGGAGUGAGCAAAAGUCAAGAAUUUGUGAUGGUGAAGAAGAAGAGGAGAGCUGAGAUAUUUGCAUCAAGUAGAAGCAUGGGGAGCUCACCAAGGAGAGAUCUGAAGUAUGCAAAUGCUAAUAUGCUGGAUGUGUUAGAUGGGAUUGGUACAACCAAUUAAACCCAUUUUUGGUUUAUAUUUGUUCAUUAUGAUGUAUUUGUUAUGAAAAGUUGCAUGAAUAUGUAUAUGUAUAUAUGUAUAAAUCCUUUAUGAGAGGCUUCUAGUGCAUUAUAACAAGUGUUAAUUGGCCAUAGCUUGAGCUGUUGAAUUCAAA